CCGACCCGAGCGGACGUGCUGUCAAUUAUGUUACCGGUGUCGCGACACGUACGAUAACAGUAUCCGAACGUUUACAAAAGUGAAGUUUUGUGAACAUGUGUUGUAUUGUUUUGAUACAUUGAUGGAUUUUGUUUGAAGUUGCUGGGACCUGGUAAAUUAUGGUUAUUGUCAGCGUAUUUAAUAGGACCGCGGAAUUGGACUAAAACCUCAAAAGUGUUCAAAUCGAAGAACUUUCCCAGCGUUCGGUCUUUCUUUCGCUGAAUGAAGUCGAAAGGAGUGAAAAUGAAAUACCUGCCCACUGUUGGGCAAAAGGAAACUUACACGUUACUCACAGUUAGACGGAGAUACAUGAAGAAACUGAUGCGACAGCACGUGUCGGCGCCAUGGAGUUCCACGACGACAGCAGGCUCUCGGGCGCAACACGAACUUUUCGAACUUCUCGAGAGGGUGCAAUGUUCCCGGCUAGACGACCAGAGGGCGGUGCUGCCACCAUACUUUAGUCAGGUGACGAACCGUCGGCCAGUGUCGGUCGGGGUGACGGACGAUGACCGUGUGCCGGCCCUUCACGGCCCGCCGUCGUCGCCCGGAGCGGCGGCGGUGCAGCGACGGGUCGCAGCCGCCUGUCAGGCCAGCAGGAAACUCCUGGAGGAGACACUGGCUAAGCCUGGUAUACCCCCGUCCAUCGUGCUCCCGCCGAACGGCGGGUACUGGGUCGACGGGAUCGACGAGGGAACCCCCGAGGAGGAGCACGAGCGCCAGCCGGGGACUCCCCGCCAGGGCUCGCGACGACACAACAUCGACACAGACGACAGCGCCAAGUACUACCGCCGCUUCUUCUUGGGCAAGGAACACAUAAACCUGGUAGGGUUCGACCCGAACCUGGGCCCGGUGGUGAUGUCGCUGAAGACGGAGAACAUGGCCGGCCAGGACCACACCAUCAUACUGCUGCGGCUCAAGACCAACACCAUGCACGGGAUCAUCCCUACACCAUCAUCCGGAGCGACGCUCUCGCCCCUGAAGAUGGCGAAGAUGUUGAACGUCGAGGUGAACGUCGACAACUUCACGGCGGUCAUGUGUUUAAACGCUUCGUCGUUAAUCGCGGCGUACGACGAACACGUGCUGGUCAACACGUUCAAGUUCGGCGUGCUGUACCAGCGGUACGGGCAGACGACGGAGGAGGAGAUAUUCGGGAACAACGACACGUCGCCGGCGUUUGACGAGUUCCUCGACAUGCUCGGACAGAGGAUAAAGCUGAAGAAUCACAAAGGUUACAGGGGCGGGCUCGACAUCACGAACGGCCACACGGGCACGGAGGCGGUGUACGAGCGGCACCGCGACCGCGAGAUCAUGUUCCAUGUGGCGCCGCUACUGCCGCACACCGCCGGCGACGCGCAGCAGCUGCAGCGGAAACGACACGUCGGGAACGAUAUCGUGGCGAUCGUUUUUCAGGAAAAAGCGACGCCGUUCACCCCCGACAUGAUCGCGUCACACUUCCUGCACACCUUUGUCGUCGUCACGCCGGUUGAAAUCGAAGGGGAGACCAGGUACAAAGUGGCGGUAACAGCGCGCGUGGACGUGCCGUUCUUCGGGCCGACACUUCCUCAGCCUCCCAUAUUCCGCAAGGGACGGGAUUUCAAGGAGUUUCUACUCACCAAGCUCAUAAACGCCGAGAACGCCUGCUACAAGGCCGCCAAAUUCGCUGAACUCGAAAAACGUACCCGGUCCUCCCUACUACAGAGUCUGGCUGAGAAACUGAAGGACAAGACUAUGGAGUUCCUCGGCACGAGUCGGAGCGAGGCGGGCCCGGUGUCGCCGCAGCCGGAGGGCACGCCCAAGCAGGAGGGGCCGCGCACCACGCUUAUUGAUACGGUUAAGCGGGUCUUCGUCAUCAAUAAAGUUAGAUCACCGAGCGUGGAUACGAAUCUCUCUGGCGACAGCAGUAUAAAGAGCAACCCUCUCAGCAAGAAGGUCCCUACCAAUGAUACUCCUACUCCCAAUAGCGGGCGUUCCAAAUCCUCCGUGGCGUCGUCGUCAGCUAGCGCGGUGUCGGUGCGCUCCGCGGGCGGCUCCGGCGGCUCCUCCCCCGACGUGACGUCACGCGCCGCCGCCCCCCGCCCCCCGCGACACGACAGCGACGACUCCAGCCUGAAUAGCGUGGAGCUGGACCCGCUAGAUGACAAGGACUGGCUGAGUUGUGGAAAAGCAACAGGUGCAGUAUACGUGGACAGCGACACGGGUCUCGAGUCCAUGUCAUCAGCGGAGGCUGGCGGCGGCGGCGGCGCAGCGCGCGACGCCGACCUGCGGCAGGAGGUCUGCCGGCUCAAGAACGACAAGCUCGACCUGCUCAAACAGAAUAUUUCAUGGCAGAACGAGAUAAAGUGUCUCCGGGAGCGAGUGAUGACGCUGCAGUCGGAGCUGGCCGCCGUGUCCAAGGACAGGCGACUCCGCGAGACCGCCAUCAUCCCCAACCCCUCCACUCACGACUCCACCGCUUAAGACUUGGACGGAAGAAACGGGCCCUGAGGUCGUUGACCUCAUUGUGUGGUCAACGGCCUCAGCCGAUCAGCGUGGAAAAGACUGCUACGGACCGCUAAAUCCAGCGACUGAUUUUUAAUCUGGAGAAGAAAUGUCAGAAGAAGCCGACAGAUGCUAGAAUGCCCUGGAGUCUCGUGCGAGAUUCAGGUGUAGCCAUUUUGUGCGGCCGCUGCGCUAGUUAUUUAUGGAUAUUGAUUUAAUUUAUACCGAUUUUUUCGAAGAGAUACUUCGACACGUACAUCGAGCAAUAAGCCAAUAUUAUUUUAUCACUUUUCUGAUAUUUGUGCAAUAGCUUUUUAUAUUAUUGUACGUUUACAAUAUUUUCUUGGUACACAAUAUUAUUCGAAAUAAUAUUUAGGAUUUAUGAUAAACGAAUUUUCUAUAGUUAUUUAAUAAUAUAUUAUUUCUUUAUAGUAACACUUUACAAAGAGUUUUGUAAUAAUUUGUUGUUACAUUUACGUCGUAGAUUAUAAAACUAAUAUGCUUUUCUUAUUGAAUUUAGUAAAAUAUAGUUAUUUUACAUUUUUACAAAAGUAUAUUUAAUUGUUUAUUGUAAAAAUAUGUUUGUAUAACUUAAUUAAAACCGAAAUGUUAAGUAAAUAGUUUAAAUCCUAGUGAAAAUUAACAAAAGCCAACUAGUAUCGAUGUGUAAGACCUUUACGAUCUACAAAUAUGUCGGUAGAACAUUUUGAAAAUAUUACUUUCGCGAUAUAAUGAUUAGAAAUUUUAACAUACAUUUAAAACACCUGUUUACUUAACUGAAAUAACUAAUUGUGUCUUCUAAAACUCAAUGUUGUAGGUACAAAAUUGCUUUCUCGAUAUUGUCAUCACAGUAGUUAAAUUCUGAUUCGCACCAAACUCCUGAAGUUAGCUACGCAACACUCUCUAACUUCGCGGUGUACUUUGACUGCUAUACUUUUAUCGAUGUAUUAGGAAUUAAGAAACGGUACCUACAUACAGCCUUUCUCAGUAGAAGCCUACGCAUAAUGGUGCAAGAUCUUAUAGUCUAUUAAAUGUUAGAAUUUAUGAAUAAUAUGUAUUAUUUCUAUUUAUACACCGAACAGCGCAGUGUAAGGAGUAAGCGUCUGCCUGAUUUUAAGUUACGCGUUGUAAAUACUUUAUUAGUUUAGACUUUAAUCAGUAUUUUUCUUAAUUUAUACUUAUGUAAGGAUCGUUUCGAGUGUCUUUGAGUUUGAUUAUGUUUUGUUGUUGAUUAAUAUUUUAUGCCAAAGUUGACAUUCCCCACUACGUAGCCUAGGAAUAUUUACCACAGUAGAGAUGGAUCACUAUUGUAAUACUUGUGUUUGUACCACGGACAGACAGACUGCAAGAUAUAAGUGUACCUGACCACCAAGGAUUGUAUAACAAAACGAGCAAUAUAUAUUUUGUAUUGAAGUUGUUUAUGAACUUGCAGUCCAUAUGUCUCUGGUAAAUCCAGCUUAAUCUAGGUUUACAUUUAGUUUUGUAUUAAAUGUAUUCUUUUAGAUGUUCGUUGAACUGUUGAUUAAAACACUAACUGUUGAUUCGUCUUCUUAGACUUAAACCAAAUAUUGUGAGCGCGGAGCGUUAGAAAAUAUAGUUAUAAUAAGAGAAUGAUACUAUUGAAAUAUAUGGAUAGUUAAUUACUAAAUAAU
Aricia agestis (brown argus) is the source of this 4169-nucleotide messenger RNA. RefSeq names its product rap1 GTPase-activating protein 1 (gene RapGAP1). Gene Ontology annotation, cellular component: cytoplasm. Gene Ontology annotation, biological process: regulation of small GTPase mediated signal transduction; activation of GTPase activity. Bases 262 to 2496 code for a protein of 744 amino acids. The record is from RefSeq and is a predicted model, not a curated record. Gene Ontology annotation, molecular function: GTPase activator activity. NCBI's taxonomy places the organism in Eukaryota, Metazoa, Arthropoda, Insecta, Lepidoptera, Lycaenidae. The transcript is spliced from 16 exons.